Molecule: messenger RNA, 1482 nt
Organism: Ectocarpus siliculosus
Lineage: Eukaryota; Phaeophyceae; Ectocarpales; Ectocarpaceae
Source: the annotation of a GenBank genome assembly
AUGUCGUCGUUAUCUGGUGGUGCGAGGCCGCAAGCUGACAGCCUUGAGCAUGAUUCGUCGGAGCACCUCGUCGCGCGAUCGGCAGAGCCCGUCGAGAGACGGUGUGGUGUUUUUGCAGCUGCUACUACAACCGACUGCCGUGACAAGGGGGAUUGUAACGAGCCCGAAGGCGAGGUGUACGACGAUGAGGGGGAGGAGGAGGAGGAGGAGGAGGAGGAAGUCGUUAUGGGCGAAGAGGAGAUGCUACAGAUGCUGGAUAAGGCUACCGCCAGAGCCGCCUCAGGGGUCCUGGCCCCUGCCCAUGGAGGCAGCGACGGCGGCGGCGGCACCAGCAGCAUCAACGGUGGUGGUCACGAGAUAGGCGAAGGAGAUGGCGCUCUCAACGAGGAAGGCUUGAAGGGCGAACAUCCUCCGGCGGCGGCGCCGGGGCUGACUGGCUACGUGAAGUCGGUGCGCGAUGACCUCACAGUGUUCGUUUCGUCCGAACGAGAGGCGGGGGCGGCGGCGGGAGGCGCCCAAGGGGGCGCCGAGACCGGCGCAGUGGGGAGGACUCUUGCUAUCCUGGCGAGGCUCGGGGAGGAUUUGGGGCGGAUGGUGCGGCUCAGGGGUAGGGUGGAGCACCAGCUCGCGGUGUACCCGGCCGGGAUCGGUGCACGCUACGAGAGGCAUCGGGACGCCUACCCAGACGAUGGCGAAGACGAUUACGACGAAGAUCCUCCGGCCGCAACCGAUGGCGAGGUAAAUGCUAACCAUAACACCGAGGCGGAAGAGGGAGAGGGAGCAGACGGAGGCAGCGUAAGCUUCCGCAGGAUAACCGCAAUCUGCUACCUCCGUCGGAGCGGGGCCCCUUGGCAGGCGUCCGACGGGGGGGCCCUCCGCCUGUACCCUCCCACCGCGUCACCCCUCGCUCAAGAAAAGCAACGCGACAACGGCAACAGCGGCGAGGUUGUGUGGAAGCUCGCCUCCUGGCUCGAUCUUGCGGAAGAGCACGAGGAUCGCCGACAGGACCAGCAGCAGCCCACAACCCGAGACCGCUGCUCGUCGGACGCCGCCCCCGCCGCCGGUGGCAGAGACGCAGUGGUAGGCGACGACAUUAUCGACGGGCGUACCGGUGGUAGCAACAGCUACCGUAUCUCUUCGUGCCGCAGUGGUUCCGGAGGGGAAGAUGGUAGAACCGGCGGUGGAGAUAUCGGUCACGGUAGCGGCGGCGGCGGGGGCGGUACCGCCGCUACUAGUACGGGCGAAUCAGCCAGCAGCCGAGACGAUUGGGUAGGUGACGGUGCUCAGGAUUCGGCUGCGGGAGGUGGUGGUACUAAUAGUGGGGGUAACGAGGCCGGUGGCGAGGGACCCCGCCAGGGAUUCAUCGACGUGCCCCCCCUCGCCGGACGCGCGGUCGUUUUCUUCAGCGGCGCCGUGGAGCACGAGGUCCUGCCGGUCACGGGGCCGUUGCCGAGGGCGGCCUUGACGACGUGGUUUCACUGA